AGCUAGCUUAGAUGCUAGCAAACUACACCUCCUAACCAACACAAGCCAACCUUACCUGGCUUACCACACCAGCUUUUAUGGUCAGUUUCUUCAUCCCUGAGACUCUCCAGCUCAUCAGCUGCAACUGAUUCAAGCUAUCUUGAUUGCUAAUGAGGUACACAUGUGCCUGUAACGCCUAAGGGGCUGAGGUUAGCCUGUGAAGAAAUGGGUUUAUAAAAGCCGGGGCAGCAGACAACACCACAUGUUGCCAGUUGGACCAGGAUUCUCAAACUCGUAGUUCACUUCAGCUUGUGUUGGUUAGCAGGUGUAGUUUGCUAGCAUUGAAGCUAGCUUUAGACACUACCAGCACGUCAAUGGCUAUGGAUUUGGGGUUUUACCUCAGGUAUGAUGGUUUGGAUGGAAAUAAUUGUUUACUGCUCAUAAUGCAAUUGAGUUCUUUGUGGUGAAAUAACGUGUUUUUGUCAUCUAGUGUGGCUCUGCUGCUGUCCGUGUGGACAAGUUCAAAAUGUGAUCAAAUUCCCAAUGGUAAGUGAUUAAAAAUUCUUUGCCUGACACAUGUAAGCAGCAACACAUCUGUUAAGAUCUGACUUAAUUUUUUGUUCAUACAGAAGUUCUUCAGAUGGAGUGUCAUGAUCGCUUCCUCAUGAUAGCUGUUGAUCUGUCCUUCACUGGGCCUGAACCCUAUUUUGAGGCAGUGGGUAAGUCGGGUACACAACAUUUAUUGAAAGGUCAAUCGACUUGAGCACACAAACUGAUGUGAUGUGAUUGUCCUCCAGAUGAAACAGGUGUGUACCCCAUUACAACCCAAUAUGCAGUGGAGUGUGGAUAUCUCAUCAGAGUUCUUCCUGUACCGGGCCGUGUGCAGCUCCGAGCCUCUUUCUUCAGCUGCCAUACUGACAAUCAAGUAAACACAACUUCCAUUUAAAGCAGUUUAAGCGUUUCCUCAUUACAUUAUGUUCAUACAUCUAUAUCAUCAUGAUUUUGGGUCUUUCAGGAUGAUGAAGUGUUCACAUUCAGCUUCAAUCUGGUUGCAACACAUGGAGGCCAGGAGGUCACCUAUGCCUUGAACAAGACCUGUUCUCCAUCUCUACCCUGGGCUCCUAGAGAGGUUUCCUGUGAGCUCUACUACAUGGAGGUAAGCAAAGUGUCAGAACAAGAUUUUACAGGCGAUUUCUUCAGAUGCCUGGUAACCGUGGGUUUCUUUGUAGGUGUCAGUAAGGAGUGAUGUGGCCUGUCCAUCUGGAACAAAGAGAGAUGACUGGGAUGGGACUGUUCAGACUGUAGGUUUGACUCAUGAAGUUUGUAAUAUGUGCAAAAAAAUCAAAAGCUGUCACAUUGAUGGGUGAAUCUUUUCCCAGGCCUACACGGCUGCUACCUCAGACUGGCAGGUGAUGUUUCAGGGGGAGAAUCCAGUACCUAUGAACCUUACAGAGGCUCGUGAAAAGGGUUAUGUGUUUGACCUGACAGAUGGAAGGCUUGUGUUUAGAACGCAGUAUGGACAACCUGACUCAUUCAGCACUGAGGUAAACUUUGUACAUCACCUCCUCGUAGAUUUCUUUUAAUCAAAUGUAGAUUCUUAAUCAGAGUUUUUCUCCAGAUGAAUGGUGUUCCAGUAGAGGUCGUCCAUGCCACUCUGUUCUCCAGACAAAGCUGGGUUGUCCUCAUGGUGGACCUGGUGGCUGCAUGCUCAAUGGGUCGGUAUAUUAAUGUCUCAUUUGCUCUACUUGUUUCCAUGGUAAGCAAGCAGAUCAGUGAUAUUUAAGUACCAUCAACAGAUCAGGGAUCAUUCGAUGGCAGCGGCUACAUGACUUGGGCGACCCCUGAGGUGCUGCACCCGCUGGUAUCUAAUCAGCAGCAUCAGAUUCAGAUUAACAUUGGAGUUGAUGGUGAACUUGUGGAGAAUUCAGAUGCAGAGGACAGAGGUUACAUCGUGGAGAAGCACAACACCACAGUCCAGAUCAGCAUCCCCUACGACGCUGAAGGAGGAUACAGGAAGGUCAGAAGUUUAUUUAGUGUUGCCUUUUGAUCAAAACAGGAUAAAACAAUAUCAAACUUGACUGCAAACCUUUGAAUCUGUUGCAGAGCUUUGUGUCUGGUGACCUCUUUGAAUACUACGUCUUUGAUCUGUACUUGGAGGAGCUCUCUAUGAAUGAGGAUCAAGUGGACACGAGACUUCGUUGUCAACGGACACUGGCGACUCCCCUGCUGCCGCGCCCUCUUUUCACAGAAAACAGUAGGUUUGCUAACAUAAAAUAUAUGUUCAGUGAAGCAUGAUCUGACUUGUGUUCUUAUACCAGGAACAGUUCUGGAGGAGCAGACCUUCACGGUCUACCUCGGAGAUGUCCCUGAAGACGUUGGCCUGGCUGCUGUUCACUUAAAUGGCCAAGAAUUCACAGUACCAUUCACAAAUACAAGCAGCUUUACCAUCACAAAAGUUGUACAUCCCAACAACACUCAUGGCUACACUCUGAAGGUGCCAUUUGAUGACCCUGUCGUUGUCAAACAGGUAAAAGACUUGUCCUAUUUCAGCUUUUGAGGGCUUUCUGGAUUAUCCAAAUGACCUGUUUGUUUGUUUUUGUUUGUUUGUUCCUCAGUUCUCAAAAGAAGCUGCUCUGAUGCAGCAAAGUCUGGACAUCAACUUCACACUGACUGUUCUUCCUGAGAAUGAGCCUUUUUUCCACCUAGCAUCAGUCAUGAUGUUGACAGAUGUCUGUAAGUCACCCAGCAUAUUUAUGGAGUUAAAAAUCUUACGAUAUGAAGCUAAAGUGUUUUUUUUGUCUUUGACAGCUCCUCCAGUCUUUGAUGCUGUCUGUUCUGAGUCUGGGAUCCGCUUCAGACUGGACCACCGGCCUUUUGACCACCUAUGGGUGAUCUGUAUCGGCACAGAGCCGCUAACACCAGAGCUGGCGGCUCAUCAUGGCUACAUCAUGAGCAACGACAGCCAGACACUGCUGCUGGAGGUUCCGCUCUUCACUUAUGGCUACGAGUACAAGGUGAGAGAAGGUCAAAGGAAACUGAUUAGAUGGAAACGUCAUGUGUUUUUGAGGUAAAUGACCAAUAUGUCCGUCUGUCGUAGGAUGUCAGCUUGAAAGGAUUUCUUGGCACUUAUGAGAUCCUCAUUCAGGAUUGUGAAACCUCUGAGGUCCAGGGCUCCACUGUCAAGACCUGUCCCUUCACCACUACUGAAUUCAUCAGUAAGAAGAGGUUUGAUUUAACUCCAUGAUGGUAGGAUGUGUCUUACAGGCUUGUUGAUGUUUACUUUAACCUCUUUGUAGUGUGUUCAACCGAUGGGAGGAUGACUGCAGUGGCUGACUUAUCCCUGACCAUCCCAAGUGGAGGAGUUCCUGCCAGAACCAACCUCAUUGACAAAUACUGCGGACCCAAAGAGACGGACGACACCAGAGCUCUCUUCUCUUUCCCGCUCAACAGCUGUGGAUCCACAAUCAAAGUACUGCAGAGACCAUGACACUACAAUACCCACUGAGCAAUAGAUGGCUAUUUGACGUCUAGUUAUAUUUUAGACCUAAUUUCAACAGUCUAGAUCCUGUAUAUCUGUAGACGGAAUUUAGACGUUGCACUUUAACCUGCUAUUUAAUAAGUAUUUAUUCCAUAAAGCAACUCUGGGUUGCAUAACUGAUCUCAAAGUACUAAACCAAAAUAAUUGAGAGCCAUUGAGCAAUAUACUGGUAGACCUGUUAGCUGGCUAGUCUAAAUUUUAAACUUCUGAAAACUUUCCUUUUUAUAGACCUUUGGUAGCCUGAUUUUAGACCAGUCAUCUAGACUACAUUUAAAAGUCUAUUAGAGCUCCUUUUUAGACCAAAAAAUGCUCAGUGGGAUAAAUUUGACAGGAGUUCAAGAAACUGAAUCAAACACAUGAUCUUUGCUUCUUCAGCUCGGCAAGGAGUAUGUGACCUAUGAAAAUGAGAUUUUCUUCAGCAAGAAGUUGCGCGCUUUGAAAAAUCCAGCAGAUUCAACCGAUGAUGUGGACAGGUUGGUUUCCGAGAUCUGAACUACUUGAGAGUUCCUGUUUUUAAGGAUGUAAGCUGAACUUCUCUGUCUUGCCUUGCAGAGUGACGUUGCAGUGCACAUACUCUCUGGCUGGGCUGCAUCGCCUCUUCUCGGUGUACAGGUUUGAGUCUGACAGUGAAGGCGUUGGACGCAUCAUGCAUUCUGCCCUCUCCAGAGCAGGUAAGUGGAACUAAAUCAAAGAAGUCAAAUCAUUGCAUGUUAAGGAUUUGUCUUGUUUUCUACCACAGGCCCACUGAGUCCAACCAUGGAGCCCACCAUUGUGUCCACCACCAGACGCCCCAGGAGACCUGUCUCGAUACGACCUGGUUACUAUCCUCAGGCUCAGCACAUCAAAGUAUCCAGUUAUCUGAGGAAUCUUUCCAAAAAAGGUCCAUACCUAUUAAAGAUGGCUGAUUUUGAUUGUGAAUUUUCUGUUAAUCUCUGUUGUUCUCUUUCCAGGAGCUAGAGGAACUUCACAAGUGAAAGAUGUUCUGUCAUUUUAAAUGUGAAUCUAAAUAAAAAGUCUCUCACUGUCACUUUA
Messenger RNA from Xyrichtys novacula (pearly razorfish), 4549 nucleotides. The record is from the annotation of a GenBank genome assembly. NCBI's taxonomy places the organism in Eukaryota, Metazoa, Chordata, Actinopteri, Labriformes, Labridae.